Messenger RNA from Oncorhynchus masou masou (cherry salmon), 6154 nucleotides. Its product is annotated as cyclic GMP-AMP synthase-like. The transcript has 7 exons. Gene Ontology annotation, cellular component: nucleus; site of double-strand break; cytosol. The record is from RefSeq and is a predicted model, not a curated record. Bases 608 to 2287 code for a protein of 559 amino acids. Gene Ontology annotation, biological process: positive regulation of type I interferon production; paracrine signaling; negative regulation of double-strand break repair via homologous recombination. Lineage: Eukaryota; Metazoa; Chordata; Actinopteri; Salmoniformes; Salmonidae. Gene Ontology annotation, molecular function: 2',3'-cyclic GMP-AMP synthase activity; double-stranded DNA binding; chromatin binding.
AUAUUCUAUAGAUAUGAUUCACUGCCUCGGGUUUUCUCGUUUGAGUUACUUCAGAAAUGUAAGUGCUGUUGCUCAACAUGUCAAUACUGUAGAUGCAUACUUUCAGAAAAGUGUCUGCCCUGUAGGAAAUUGUACAUCAGUAAAUUUCGGCUACAGUUAAAUUAUGGGGUUGUUACUGAAAGAUAAACUAAUUUCCAGUGGUGUGUUUAUUUCUUAAUAUUAAAGCUUUCGCACAAAAUGGCAAGCUUUCACGAACCGAGCAGAGCAUAAUAUUUUUAUGACGGUACCUAUACAAUCCUCUGGUGAAAACCUCUCUUACAGUUUUACGUUCAGUAUCAACCCGUCACCUGGAAUACAUAUGUGCGACCCGUCAUUCACUGCUAAAAAGACAAAGGAGGGGCAAUGCUCUUUUAUCUUUCAUUUAUAAUGUGACAUCAUACUUGGGAAAUAGAAAGCGAAAAUGGGAAUAGUGGCAGGAAACGGGGAUAUGCUGUCACAGAGAGAAGGAACACAGUAAGUGAGCCGACACGGAGAAGAGCAAUAGCGACGUCUCAGUCUGUCACCCUACCAAGCUGAUAUUUGUGACAAAGACGGCAAUAGCAGAAAGAUGAACAGAAGCACACCUCAGAGGGGAUCAUCCUCCAGGAGACAGUGCUCAGUUCCAUCCACACCCUCUGGAGAGCACCAGACAACUCCAACACUCAGAAGGACCACAUCCACCCCCAUCGAUCACCAACCUAGCCUGGGCAGAGAGGCAGAGGAGGGUGGGUUUCUGGACAGAGAUGAAGGUAGCCCUAUAGAGGACUCUCAGACUGGGGCAUUGCUGGGUCAGGAUGAUGGAAAUGCCAGUACCCCAGCCACACUCACCUCACACCUCCCUUGGCAGAGACCACACCUGGCAGCCGAGAUCCCCAAACCAGGGGACGAGCUGGCCCCUAUCUCCCCAGAGCUGGCCCGUUGGAUCAGGCUUCGGGCCCAGGACCUUAAGCUCCGCCAGAGUGACCGGCAGUGGGCCGUGGACCUGGUCAACCAUCUCCGGGAAAGCCUGCUGGUCUUCCUCAAGAACAGUGACGAGCAGCCCUACUUCCAGUCAGCCUCUGUGCUCAGCAGUGGCUCAUACUACGAGAUGGUCAAGAUACUCAACCCAAAUGAGUUUGACAUGAUGCUGAAGCUCCAGUCUCCUUCCCGCCUCAAAAUGACUGAGCUGGACCAAUACCACGGCCUCUUCUACGAAGUCGCCCUAUUCCGAUCAACCCGUUCCCACAUACGGUCUUUCCUUUUGGACGAUGGGCUCACCAUCUCAGCCAGCAAGAUCAUAAGUGAAAUGCACCGUCUGGUCCGCAAGUUCAUCAGCACCUACAGAGUGCCUGGAAAUAGCUGGCGUUGGGUUGUGAAUAGGAAGCGUCCAAACUCCCCAGCGGUGACACUUUCCCUGUUGGAGGUGGAUAAUGGGAAACAGGAACUACUUUCUGUGGAUGUGGUGCCCGCCCUGGAAGUGCCCUCCUCACAGGGCUGGCCUCUGGCUGCCCGCGCCGGCCCAGAUGUGGACAACUGGCUGGGGAAGAAGACCCGGCGCUCUCUCACCCACCAAACUUGCUUCUUUGUGCCCAAGAAACCCCCGGGACGAAACCUUAGUGAGGCAGCUAAAGAGAGUUGGAGGAUUUCCUUUUCUCACAUAGAAAAGGAACUGAUCAAGACUCAUGGGAACAAGAGGACCUGCUGUGAGACCUCUGCCACCAAGUGCUGCCGUAAGCAGUGCUUCAAGCUCCUUAAGUGCCUGAUCGAGGGACUGAAGCAACGCUACCCUCAAGAGCUGGAUGCUCUGUGCUCCUACCACGGGAAGACAGCCUUCCUACACACCCUCUCGAUCAGGGCCCAGGACUCCCUGUGGACGCCCCGUCAGCUGCCUGCCUGCUUCAUGCACCUCCUAAGGGCCCUGGAGGGCCACGCAAGCAGUGGUCUGCUCCCCCACUUCUUUGUCCCCACCUCCAACCUCUUUGCCCCACCAACCUUCCCGCGCAAAGCUUUGGUGUUUCUGAUUGAGGCUCUGGGGGAGCAGAGGAGACAGGGGUUUCCCCUUUUAAUGCCCCCGGCUCCUGCCCCACCACUGGCAGUGCACUCCCACAGUGACUCCCAGCCCCAGCUUUCCCCUGUUGUACAGAAGACUUCUGUUAUCCAGUAUCCUGUUAUCCUGCCACCCCAAGUUGUUGAGAUGAAAUCCUUUGGGCAAAUGUUCAAAAUUGUGGCUUUGGUUAUGGUUCUUGUCUAUGUUUGUUACCUCCUGUAGAGGUGUCUGUCCUGCCCAUCGGUGGUAGGAAGGUGGCAGAGACAGUCUAUCUACAGCAGAUGGUGGUACAAUGACAUGCAGCUGUAGAAAAUGGUAUGCCAUUUUGAAACAGUAUAACAUAGGAUAGGAUUCCAGAUUUGUAUUUCUCUCUAAAUCAUGUCUUUGCUCUAGACACAGUGAAACAUUUAGCCCAAAAGUAAAAAUGUUGUAUUUGUAUAUACAGUGCAUUCGGGAAUUAUUCAGACCCCUUCCUUUUUCAAAUUUUUUUAUGCUGCAGCCUUAUUCUAAACUGUUCCUCAUUAAUCUACACACAAUACCCCACAAUGACGAAGUGAAAACAGGUUUUUAGAAAUGUAUAAAAAAAUAACAAACAGAAAUACCUUAUUUACAUAAGUAUUCAGACCUUUUGCUAUGAUUCUCGAAAUUGAGCUCAGGUGCAUCCUGUUUCCAUUGAUCAUCCUUUAUAUGUUUCUACAACUUGAUUGGAGUCCACCUGUGGUAAAUUCAAUUGAUUGGACAUGAUUUGGAAAGUAACACACCUGUUAAUAUAAGGUCCCACAGUUGACAAUGCAUGUUAGAGCAAAAACCAAGCCAUGAGGUCAAAAGAAUUGUCCAAGAGGCACCAAGACAGGUACCGAAAAAUGUCUGCAGCUUUGAAGGUCUCCAAGAACACAGUGGCCUCCAUCAUUCUUAAAUGGAAGUAGUUUGGAACCACCAAGACUCUUCCUAGAGCUGGCCGCCAGCGACAGAGCUCCAGAGUUCCACUGUGGCGAUGGGAGAACCUUCCAGAAGGAAAACUAUCUCUGCAGCACUGCCCCAAUCAGGCCUUUAUGGUAGAGUGGCCAGAUGGAAGCCACUCUUCAGUAAAAGGCACAUGAUUCUCUGGUCUGAUGAAACCAAGAUUGAACUCUUUGGCCUGAAUGCCAAGUGUCACAUCUGGAAGAUAACUUGGUCCCUUCCCUACGGGAGGGCAUAGUGGUGGCAGCAUCAUGCUGUGGGGAUGUUUUUCAGCACCAGAGACUGGGUGACUAGUCAGGAUUGAGGGAAAGAUCAACAGAGCAAAAUACAAUGAGAUCCUUGAUGAAAACCUGCUCCAGAGCGCUCAGGACCUGACUGUGGCGAAGGUUCAGCUUCAAACAGGACAACGACUCUGAGCACACAGCCAAGACAACGCAGGAGUGGAUUUGGGACAAGUCUCUGAAGGUCCUUGAGUGGCCCAGCCAGAGCCCGGACUUGAACCCGAUCUAACAUCUGCACAGAGACCUGAAAAUAGCUGUGCAGCGAAGCUCCCCAUCCAACCUGACAGAGCUUGAGAGGAUCUGGGAGAAACUCUCCAAAGACAGUUGUGCCCAGCUAGUAGUGUCAUACCCAAGAAGACUUGAGGCUGUAAUCGCUGCCAAAGGUGCUUCAAGAAAGUACUGAGUAAAGGGUCUGAAUACUUAAGUACUGACCAAUCUAAAGACUAGAGCUGCCGCUUUCAAGGGGCGGGACACUAAUCCGGACGCUUAUAAGAAAUCCUGCUAUGCACUCAGAUGAACCAUCAAACAGGCAAAGUGUCAAUACAGAACUAAGAUUGGAUCCUACUACACCAGCUCUGAUGCUCGUCAGAUGUGGCAGGGCUUGCAAACUAUUACGGACUACAAAGGGAAACUCAGCCGCGAGCUGCGCAGUGACGCGAGCCUACCAGACAGUCUAAAUGCCUGUUAUGCUCGCCUUAAGGCAAGCAACACUGAAGCAUGCAUGAGAGCACCAGCUGUUCCAGAUGACUGUGUGAGUGAGAUCUUUAAACAGGUCAACAUUUACAAGGCCACAGGGCCAGACAGGUUACCAGGACGUGUACUCAGAGCGUGCGUGGACCAACUGGCAAGUGUCUUCACUGAUAUUUUCAAUCUCUCCCUGACCGAGUCUGUAGUACCUACAUGUUUCAAGCAGACCGCCAUAGUUCCUGUGCACAAGAAAGCGAAGGUAACCUGCCUAAAUGACUACUGCCCCAUAGCACUCACGUCGGUAGCCAUGAAGUUCUUUGAAAGGCUGGUGAUGGCUCACAUCAACACCAUCAUCCUGGAAACCCUAGACCCACUCCAAUUUGCAUACCACCCCAACAGAUCCACAGAUGACUUAAUCUCAAUCGCACUCCACACUGCCCUAUUCCACCUGGACAAAAUUAAUACCUAUGUGAGAAUGCUGUUCAUUGACUACAGCUCAGCGUUCACCCAUGUAGUGCGCACAAGCUCAUCACCAAGCUAAGGACCCUUGGACAUAACACCUCCCUAUGCAACUGGAUCCUGGACUUCCUGACAGGCCGCGUCCAAGCUUAAGGUUAGGCAACAACACAUUUUCCACGCUGAUCCUCAACACGGGGGGACCCUCAGGGGUGCGUGCUUAGUCCUCUCCUGUACUCCCUGUUCAACCACGACUGUGUGGCCAAGCACGACUCCAACACCAUCAUUAAGUUUGCUGACAACACAACAGUGGUAGGCCUGAUCACCGACAACGACGAGACAGCCUAUAGGGAGGAGGUCAGAGACCUGGCAGUGUGGUGACAGGACAACAACCUCUCAACGUGAGCAAGACAAAGGAGAUGAUCGUGGACGACAGGAAAUGGAGGGCUGAACAGGCCCCCAUCCACAUCGACGGGGUUGUAGUGGAGUAGGUUGAGAACUUCAAUUUCCUUGGUGUGCACGUCACCAACAAACUAUCAUGGUCCAAAUACACCAAGAAAGUGGUGAAGAGACCACGACAAUGCCUUUUCACCCUCAAGAGAUUGAAAAGAUUUGGCAUGGGUCCCCAGACCAUCAAAACGUUCCACAGCUGCACCAUCGAGAGCAUCCUGACCGGUUGCAACACCGCCUGGUAUGGCAACUGCUCGAUAUCCGACCGUAAGGUACUGCAGAGGGUAGUGCAUACGGUGUCAUACAUUACUGGGACCAAGGUUCCUGCCAUCCAGGACCUAUAUACUCGGGGGUGUCAGAGGAAGUUCCAAACAAUUGUCAAAGACUCCAGUCACCCAAGUCAUAGACUGUUCUCUCCAAGUUUAGGUCCAAAAGGCUCCUUAACAGCUUCUAACCUCAAGCCAUAAGACUGCUGAACAAUUAAUCAAAUGGCCACCCAGACUAUUUGCAUUGACACCCCCCCCCCCUUUGUUUUUACACUGCUGCUACUCGCUGUUUAUUAUCUAUGCAUUGUCACUUUACCCCUACCUACAUGUGCAAAUGACCUUGACUAACCUGUACCUCUGCACAUUGACCCUGUACUCCUGUAUAUAGCCUCAUUAUUAUUGUGUUAUAAUACAUUUUUCUUUGAUUUUAUUUAGUCAAUCUUUUCUUAACUCUAUUUUCUUAAAACUGCAUUGUUGGUUAAAGGCUUGUAGGUAAGAAUUUCACGGUAAGGUCUACACCUGUUAUGUUCGGCGCAUGUGGCAAAUAAAAUUGCAUUUGAUUUUUGAAUUCAGAAAAAAAAGAUUUUCUACAAACCUGUUUUAUUGCUUUGUCAUUUUGAUCCAUUAUCAUCAAUUUUAGAAUAAGGCUGAAACGUAACAAAUUGUGGAAAAUGUCAAAGGGUCUGAAUACUUUCCGAAUGCACUGACAGUUAUGCAGAUUUCCAGGAGUAUAGUAGCUACGCAAUGUAUUGUUGGCUACUUCUGUUCGCUACUCCCAAUGUACAUUUACAUUUGAGUCAUUUAACAGACGCUCUUAUCCAGAGCAACUUACAGUAGUGCAUACAUUUUCAUACUUUCUUCGUACCUGUACUUCAUGACAAACAUUUAAAUAAACAUGAUUAAGUAUCUCUUGUCCUGCAUGUAUGAUCUUAUAUUUUAUAAUAUGGUGUGUGUAAAUUAAAUCCUUGUUUCCUUACAGUGCUAUAAGA